Molecule: messenger RNA, 2276 nt
Organism: Conger conger (European conger)
Lineage: Eukaryota; Metazoa; Chordata; Actinopteri; Anguilliformes; Congridae
Product: chemerin-like receptor 2
Exons: 2
Coding region: 239-1303 (354 amino acids)
Biological process (GO): complement receptor mediated signaling pathway; inflammatory response; phospholipase C-activating G protein-coupled receptor signaling pathway
Cellular component (GO): plasma membrane
Molecular function (GO): complement receptor activity; G protein-coupled receptor activity
Source: RefSeq, a predicted model, not a curated record
UCUCCGGUGCCCCACAUUGUAAAACGCUCCUGUUGUGAACAGCAUCGGUGGAGACAUAUUAAAGAAGCUACUGAACAUAAACUAUUCAUAUAAAGUCUUAAAGUAACGGUUUUGGUUUCUUUCGUUAUACUUCGUAGUUCUGACACCGGGAAGAAAACAUCGAAAAGGGGCUGUCACUAUCCGCUGAGGACAUCCAAGAUUGCAGAAUUUCCUGUGAGAUAUCAAGAGGCAGGCAACGAUGGAAGAUAUUUCAGAUUCAGGCUUCUGGAACGGCAGCGACAGCUUCAUAUACGAUGACUACUUUGAGUAUGCGGACUUUGAGAGGGGUGAGACAGGCUAUGUCCAGAGACAGGCCCUGCACAUCCUCUCUGUGGUCAUCUACAUUGUGGCCUUCGUACUGGGCAUCCUGGGCAACGGGCUGGUCAUCUGGGUGACAGCGUUGAAGACCAAGCGCACGGUGAACAGCGUGUGGCUCCAGAACCUGGCCGUGGCGGACUUCGUCUUCGUGCUCUUCCUGCCCUUCUCCAUAGACUACGUCCUGCGGGACUUCCACUGGCGCUUCGGCCAGGUCAUGUGCAAGCUCAACUCCUUCGUGUCGGUGACCAACAUGUACGCCAGCGUGCUGUUCCUGACCGUGCUCAGCGUGGACCGCUACGUGUCGCUGGUGCACCUGAGCUGGGCGCGGAGGUCCCGCACGGCGGGGCGGGCCUGGGGCGUGUGCGCGCUCGUCUGGGCCGUGGCCGCGACCCUCAGCUGCCCCGCCCUCAUAUUCCGGGAGACCAUCCGCCUGCGCGACGAGGUGGUGUGCUACAACAACUUCCACAGCCCGCACGUGCACUUCGCCCUGGUGGUGGUGCGCACGGUGGUGGGUUUUCUGAUCCCCUUCGCCGCCAUCAGCGUCAGCGGCGUCCUCAUCUGGCUGCGGGUCCGCCGGGCCGGCGCCGGCCGCAUGUCCAGCUUCUCCCGCACGGUACUGGCGGUGGUGCUGGCCUUCUUCCUGUGCUGGGCGCCCUUCCACGCCUUCAGCGUCAUGGAGCUGACCGUGCACUCGUCCCUGCGGCUGCACGUCGUGCUGCACACCGGCUUCCCGCUGGCCACCAGCCUGGCCUUCUUCAACAGCUGCGUGAACCCGCUGCUGUACGUGCUGCUGGGCAGGAAGGCCCGCAGGCUGCUGCAGCGAUCCUGCCUGGACCUCACCAAGCGCUCGCUGCGGGAGCUCAGCCAGUCGGUCUCCGGCACCCAGUCCGUGUCCGCCCCGGGCAGCUGGGCGCAAGAGGAGCUCCCCGCCUACACCUCUGUGUGAACCCGCGGGAGGGCGGAGCAGCGCCACCGUGGACCCUGUGUGUACGUUAUACUGGUGCAACACGCACAUACACUAUCUGCAUGAACAUAUGUACACUUUACAUGCGCACACAUACACAGGUAUAUUCUGCAGACUUAUAGCAGUGUUGGGGUCAAAUCGGAAUUUCGAAGUUCAUUCCAAUUUGGUUGAUUAAUUGAAACAAUGCUUUUUUUUAUAUGGAGGCUGCAGAAAUUACAGGAAGUAGAAAUAAAUUCUGUGACAUUUAAAUAAAUUUGACACGUUGCUAGAACAUGAAAGCCUCAUUCAUUUUGGGAAAUAUUUCAAAAUCAGUUGCCAAAAACAUUUGCCACAUAUCAUAUACCAUUGAAAUACUACCAACCAUUCUAAUACUACUCCAGAAGUAAAAUGCUAUAUCGUUUGUUUUUAUUGAGCUUUUGUAAUCAUGUAUUAUGGGAAAUGUAUUUUUAAAAGUCAAAUGAAUUAUCACAGGCUACAUACAAACUUCUUUAAGUAUUAGCAAGUUUAGCUCAAGCAAAAAUGCGAGCCUCUUUGGUCUCAUAAACCUCAUUUGCUCGGAAUUUUGGGAAGGAACCUCUUCCUGUGGACCACAGUACUGCCAGACUCACUGUUGGUACUAGAGUUUCAGCCACUUCCUGUUCAACACCCCAGCUGGUUCGCAGGCUGAGAUGAGUGCAGUUCACGUGGAAACAGCCGCCUGCCCUCAUAGCCCCUCCAGGAAUUAAUUAGUAUCUUCACUUGAAACAGUAUGAAUGUAGAGGCCUUGUUUAUUUCUCCAGUUCAACAAACAAGAAAUACAAAUGUUAUACCGUGAAAAUUCAUUUGGACAACCUCUAUAAACAAAUCUGUCACUUUACAUUUUGAAGCAAAUAAACAUGUAGCCUAUCCAAACUUGGACUGAACGUUCUUAUGAAUACAAAAAACACAGUCAACGAAAUAAACAGAAAAUCGAGAA